Messenger RNA from Alnus glutinosa, 3700 nucleotides. Its product is annotated as 4-alpha-glucanotransferase DPE2. Gene Ontology annotation, molecular function: 4-alpha-glucanotransferase activity; starch binding. The record is from RefSeq and is a predicted model, not a curated record. Gene Ontology annotation, biological process: carbohydrate metabolic process. Lineage: Eukaryota; Viridiplantae; Streptophyta; Magnoliopsida; Fagales; Betulaceae. Bases 423 to 3326 code for a protein of 967 amino acids. The transcript has 23 exons.
ACUCCCCUUCACCCUCCAGUGCCCUGCUGACAAAUAUCAUAUUGUUUAAUUCCACCGCAAACUCAUCUCUCUCUCUCUCCCUGCUGAAAAAUAUCGUAUUGGUUAAUUCCACCGCAAACACACAUCUCCCUAUCUCUCUCUCUUUCUCAAUCUUUUAUGAUUAAAAUCUAGCAACUUUUUUUCUCCCAAAAAAUCUGGACACAGGGAAGUGAUAACAUUUCCCUGCUCUUUUGUUUCUUCGAAACAAACAAACAAACAAACAAACUCCUCUCUCUCAGAUUCCCUUGUUUCUUCUCCACUUCUUCUCAUUGAUAAACCUAUCGCUCCUCCGAGUUUACGUGAAAACAUAUAGCUUUGGAUUCAAGUAAAGGUGAUUAGAAGAUUGAAAAUUUUCAACUGGGUCUGAUCCAAUUGUCGAAGAAAUGUUGAAUUUGGGAUUGUUUUCUGGGAACAAGUCAAUGAAAUCAGUGAAUGUGAGUUUCAGAUUGCCGUAUUUUACUCACUGGGGUCAGAGCUUGCUUGUAUGUGGCUCUGAGCCAGUGCUUGGUUCAUGGAAUGUGAAGAAGGGCCUCUUGCUGAGCCCUGUUCAUCAAGGUGAUGAACUCAUAUGGAGUGGAAGUGUUGCGGUCCCCAGCGGGUUUGGGUGCGAGUACAGUUAUUAUGUGGUCGAUGACGAUAAGAAUGUUCUGAGAUGGGAGUUGGGGAAGAGGCGUAAACUGUUACUGCCUGAAGGGAUUCAGGAUGGCGAGGUCGUGGAGCUCCAUGACCUUUGGCAGACGGGUUCUGAUGAUCUCCCUUUCAGAAGCGCAUUCCGAAAUGUCAUCUUUAACAGAAGUUGCAAUUUGAACAUAGAGAGACCUCUAGGCACCGUUCAGAAUAAGCUGGAGGAAGUAGAUACAGUUCUCGUCCAAUUCAAAAUUUGCUGCCCAAAUAUAGAACAAGACACAUCAGUUUAUGUGAUUGGUAGCCCUAUAAAGUUGGGGAAAUGGAAGGUUCAGGAUGGACUUAAACUUAGCUAUGCUGGUAAUUCAAUCUGGCAAGGUGACUGUGUGCUGCGAAAGGGUGAUUUACCAAUAAAGUAUAAGUAUUGUAAGUAUGACAAGGCAGGAAAGUUUUCUUUAGAAACUGGUACCAAUCGGGAACUAAAUGUUGGCUCCUCAGAGAACCAACCGAGAUACAUUUUCCUUUCAGAUGGCAUGUAUCGAGAAUUGCCUUGGCGGGGUGCUGGUGUUGCAAUUCCCAUGUUUUCUGUUAGGUCCGAAUCUGAUCUUGGAGUUGGAGAGUUCCUUGACCUCAAGUUACUUGUCGACUGGGCUGUGGAUUCUGGAUUCCAUUUAGUUCAGCUUUUACCAAUCAAUGAUACAUCCGUGCAUGGAAUGUGGUGGGAUUCAUAUCCUUACAGCUCACUUUCUGUAUGUGCAUUGCAUCCAUUGUACCUGAAAGUUGAGGCACUUUCAGAAAGUAUUCCAGAUGAUAUCAAGCAAGAGAUUCAGGAGGCAAAACAACGAUUGGGUGGAAAGGAUGUUGAUUAUGAGGCUACUAUGGCUACUAAACUUUCAAUUGCCAAGAAAAUUUUUACCCAGGAGAAAGAUUUGAUACUUAACUCCAAAUCCUUUCAGAAGUUUUUUUCUGAGAAUGAGGAUUGGUUAAAACCCUAUGCGGCCUUCUGCUUUCUGCGGGACUUUUUUGAAACUUCAGAUCAUAGCCAAUGGGGUCGCUUUUCUCAGUAUUCAAAGAAUAAGCUUGAGAAACUUGUCUCAAAAGACAGCCUUCACUAUGACAUAAUUUGCUUCCGUUAUUAUAUCCAAUUCCAUUUACAUUUACAAUUGUCAGAAGCUGCGGGAUAUGCAAGAAAGAAAGGAGUGGUCUUGAAGGGAGACCUUCCUAUUGGUGUUGACAGGAACAGUGUGGACACCUGGGUCUAUCCAAGUUUGUUUCGGAUGAACACAGCUACUGGAGCACCUCCGGAUUAUUUUGAUAAAAGUGGGCAGAACUGGGGAUUCCCUACUUAUAACUGGGAGGAAAUGUCAAAAGACAACUAUGCUUGGUGGCGAGCUCGUUUAACCGAGAUGGCAAAAUACUUUACGGCUUACAGGAUUGAUCACAUAUUGGGUUUCUUUCGAAUCUGGGAGCUUCCAGAGCAUGCUAUGACCGGUCUAGUUGGGAAAUUUCGACCAUCUAUCCCUUUGAGUCAGGAAGAACUUGAAAGAGAGGGAAUAUGGGACUUUGAUCGCUUGAGUCGCCCAUAUAUUCGGCAGGAACUAUUACAGGAUAAGUUUGGAGCUUAUUGGACUUUUAUAGCCUCAAAUUUCCUCAAUGAAUAUCAGAAACAGUGCUACGAGUUUAGGGAGGACUGCAACACAGAGAAAAAAAUUGCUUCCAAGCUGAAGUCAUGUGCAGAAAAGUCCUUAUUGUUGGAGACUGAGAAUAAGACUCGGCGUGAUCUUUUUGAUCUUCUUCAGAAUAUAGUUCUUAUCAGAGAUUCAGAGGAUCCAAGGAAGUUCUAUCCUCGUUUCAAUCUUGAAGAUACUUCAAGUUUUAAGGAUUUGGAUGAUCACAGCAAAAAUGUUCUGAAAAGAUUAUACUAUGAUUACUAUUUCCAUCGGCAAGAGAGUCUUUGGCGGCAAAAUGCUUUGAAGACCCUGCCUGUCCUCCUGAACUCAUCAGAUAUGCUAGCCUGUGGGGAAGAUCUGGGUCUUAUUCCUUCUUGUGUUCACCCUGUCAUGCAAGAGUUGGGAUUAAUAGGUUUGCGCAUUCAACGUAUGCCAAGUGAACCUGAUUUGGAGUUUGGUAUUCCAUCUCAAUACAGCUACAUGACGGUGUGUGCUCCUUCUUGCCAUGACUGCUCAACCCUGCGUGCUUGGUGGGAAGAAGAUGAUGAAAGAAGACGUCGAUACUUUAAGAGUGUGGUGGGGUCCGACACGUUGCCACCUAGUCAAUGUGUUCCAGAUAUUGUACAUUUCAUUAUAAGGCAACACGUUGAAGCCCCAUCCAUGUGGGCAAUUUUCCCUCUUCAGGAUCUGUUAGCACUGAAAGAAGAGUACACAGCACGCCCGGCAGCGGAGGAGACGAUCAAUGACCCUACAAAUCCAAAGCACUACUGGAGAUACCGUACACAUGUGAGUUUGGAGUCUCUGAUGAAGGACCAAAAACUCAAGGCCACCAUUAAAGAUAUUGUACGAGGGAGUGGAAGAUCAUAUCCUGUGGGAGAAAAUGAAGAAUCAGAAGGCACAAGUAGUGAGAAGCGGCAGGUUGCUGCUAAUGGGAAGGAAAAGAUCCCCUUAGCUGCUUUGUCCCAAGAGAAGGAGACCCUGGCGGUCCACUAGUGUCUCCUUCAAAAAUAAUCACAACUCAGAAGAAUUCAUUUCAUCUUCACCAAAGGCAAGGCAAGGCAAGGCAAGGCAAGGCAGCUGUUGAAAUUGACCCUCUUUCCAUAAUUUCCAUAAUUUUCAGAAUAAGAAAUUAUUAAAAAAUAAAUAAAUAAAAAUUGGAUGGGCAUAGUUAAGUAUAUAUAUAAUAUGUUUCUUCAGUAUGCUCCCUCAAAGUGACUAAUAAAAAUCUAGUUGCUAGAAAAGUAGCAACAAACAGUGUAACAACUAAAGGUUACGAGGUUGGGAGAUAUUUUUUUUUUUAAUAGAAAUAAAUUUGUCUAUCAAUGUACAUUAUGUUGGUGCAACUUUUAUAUUUUCUUUUUGUGCAA